This is a messenger RNA of Argiope bruennichi, 2641 nucleotides long. Its product is annotated as homeobox protein Nkx-2.5-like. The record is from RefSeq and is a predicted model, not a curated record. Gene Ontology annotation, biological process: cell differentiation; regulation of transcription by RNA polymerase II. Gene Ontology annotation, cellular component: nucleus. Gene Ontology annotation, molecular function: RNA polymerase II cis-regulatory region sequence-specific DNA binding; DNA-binding transcription factor activity, RNA polymerase II-specific. The coding region runs from base 562 to 1674 and encodes 370 amino acids. The transcript has 3 exons. Lineage: Eukaryota; Metazoa; Arthropoda; Arachnida; Araneae; Araneidae.
GAAUGGGUCUUACUUGAAACUUUUUCAAGAGUCGGCUAGAUCGCUAGGUUGUACAGGAGAAAAAGCAUGGCUUACUUCUUAGAGAAGUAAAAGCUGAAGAGACGUUUGCAAGUGCAGUGUUAAGUAUGGAAAGAGUGAACGUUUAAAUAACAGUUGUAGAAUUUAUUGUCACUUGAAAAAAAGUGCUCAGCAAGUGCGAAAACUGUUUUUUUUUAUCUUUUCCUUUUACUUCGGCAAUUAAAAGAAAAUCUUGCGAAUACAAGAAAAAGAAAUUGUUUCAAGUGUUGUGAAAAUAUUUUUCAUGUUUUUUUUUUUUUUUUGGUGAAGAGUUAAUAUACCUCCAAGGAAGAAAUAAAGGUGUAAGGAUCCUUUCAUUCAACAAAAACCUUUUUAAGAUGCUUUAAAACCUCAUCAGUGCAUUAACAUUCUACAUCCUCGCUAUUCAUUAAGCGAAAGACUUCAGAAAACCUCAUAUUAAACCUUUGUCAUAUCUGCCAGCUUAAACACGAGAAGCUGGAGUGGUGUGACAACGGCCAGGACUUGUCAUCCCCAUACCAAACCAUGCUAGCUAGCCCUCAACAGGCUGUAGGAACUCCAUUUUCAGUCAAAGACAUUCUCAACCUGACGGACCAGGCAGGAUUUGACCAGGCUCUGCUGUACGCGCAGAGCCUGGAGAAACUCUUCGAUGAUGGAAUGGACACCUUCUAUAUGGGAGGGGGUCCAGGAGCUAUGGUGCCAUCGACAUCCCCAGCUCCAUCUUACAUGUUUGGAGAAUUUGUCAAACAGAACUAUCAGCAAACUACACCACUCACGUCACCCCAUGUGCAGAGCCUGUCCCACUUGUGCCCUCCUUUUCCAAGCGGUAGUCCUGGACUCAUCUGCAGCAGCUACAGCAAUGGGGGCAACUAUGAUGAAAGUGGAAUGGGGUAUAAUAGUAACACCCUGAGGCACUCUACAGUUUGUUCACCUGCAGAAUCUGAAGAUAAAAAACCCAUACUGAUACAGUCUUACAACACUGCAACAACCACCCCAAAUCAUCUUAACAUAAGCCAGACUACCGACAACUCCAACAAUCGAAUCAUCAGCCCGUCCGUCCCCAGCAACACUGCUGUCAAAUCCGAGACAACUUCCUCCGGCAACUCAUCGCAGCCCACGCGGCAGAGGACACGCCGGAAGCCCCGCGUCCUCUUCUCACAGGCCCAAGUCUACGAGCUGGAAAGACGAUUCAAGCAGCAGCGCUAUCUUUCUGCUCCAGAAAGAGAGCAACUCGCCAACGUCUUGAAACUGACUUCAACCCAAGUCAAGAUCUGGUUCCAGAACAGGAGAUACAAAUGCAAACGCCAGAGGCAGGAUAAAACUCUUGAACUGACUGCUGCAAAUUUGCAUCAAGCUAGAAGGGUAGCUGUACCGGUUUUGGUUCGUGAUGGUAAACCAUGUCCUUCAGCGUAUUCAUCUGUACCGUCUGGCGGAAAUCCAGGAUACUAUCCGUCCCCAACAGCAGCUACCGUACCCACUUCGGGUUCUUCCUAUCCAACUGGUGUUGGACACUAUUCUCAUCCUCAGAUGACCAGUGUGCAGCAAAACGGUGCUACGAACACUUCUGUGACCAAUGGUGGUAGUGUGUACAGCAAUCUGCAGCAAUUGCAUUCAUCUCCUGGACUUGCUGGAUGGUGAAAUCGAUGAAAUGUCACAUUUUUUUACUCAUGCUAGUAAAUGCUAUCCGCAAGUUAUAAGCAAGCUCUUAAGCCGUCAGAUUACCUCAUGUGUUACUCUUAAGUAACAUUUCUUAAAUAAAAUAAGACAAUUAAUAAAUUAUCGAUUCUUAAACUGUUGUGAUGAUAACAAACAAACAGCAAAAAAUGCUAUAGAAAAUAAUUAUAAUUCACGAAGAAAGAGUUCCAAAGAACUUGUUUUACGUAAUGACUUUGACUGUGAUUGAUAUAAAUCAGGUACAGAACAAUGAUACUGUGCUGGUCAUAAUAUCAUUGAAUAUUCUUAUAACUGUGUCGUGUUCUUUGGAUUUGGAACUGAGAUUAUAGGACAAUGGAAAAUAAAUUUAUGUAGUAUGAGUAUAUCUGUUUAGUAGCAAAACACAUCUUCAUUUGUACUCAGUUCAUUACAUUUGAAGUAGAGAAAUCCUUUUUGAAUAUUCGAAGAAAAAUAUACGUGCCAAAGAUUUGGAGUCUAGAAACCAAAGAUAAAUAAACAUUUAUUUUUAGUUUUCAAGUAACUUGCUACUAAAAUAUUUUAUAAAAUUACUCCUUUGUUGAAACUGUUUUCAACUAUCCUGUGAUUAAAAAGAACUAGUUUGUUGUUUCAAUAUUGAACAUAUAUUUUAAAUUGUUUUGUUUUUAGUGAACUAAUUUUUAAAAAUUAACGUUUUUCAAAAAAUAAUAAUUGUUUGAUUCUACUGAAUAUUUUAAAUACUUAAAAUUCAAAAUUGUUUUAUUAUUUGUAUAUCAGUUUGCGCCAAAGAUAUUUUCAUUGUUUAUUUGUGAAUAUUAUUAAUAUUUAUUUGAUUUUUUAAUUAUUUUGGUUGAAAUUUUAUUUUUUUUCCUUGACGCUAUUUUAUAAUCAAACAUCAAAAAGACCUUUUUUUUUAGUUUAUAGACUACAUUUUUUAGUUUAUAAAAAAAAAAGA